Molecule: messenger RNA, 3000 nt
Organism: Rotaria socialis
Lineage: Eukaryota; Metazoa; Rotifera; Eurotatoria; Philodinida; Philodinidae
Source: the annotation of a GenBank genome assembly
AUGGCGACGCCAAUGAAUAAAGAUAUACAAGAGAAAAAAUCUACAGUUGGAUUCCUAUUAAUAAUUGGAGAGAUUAUUUCUAAUGAACAACGUGAUGAAAUCUGUGUUCAUCUCAAACAGGCAUUUAGAAAGAUCGACGAUAAAAAGUAUCAUGGAAUAAACGAUCUUUUUAAUAAUUUAAUUCGUGGAAAUGAAUUUCAAGCGGAUUCUCAAUAUCGACAAAUAUCCGAAACAGAAAAUGGUUCUGUAGCAGGUUUUAUUUAUUUACCAAGUUAUCAUACAGUAUUAAAUGUGCUCAAAGAUUUGUUUCAUAGUUGUUGUCAUGUUUCGGUUAUUUAUUGUGGCCAACAACUUGAUUCUAAUGGUGCACUGAUUUUAUCGGAUUCAUUAUUUACUUGCGAUAAUUUCUAUAGUGUAUUCGAAGACCAGUCGUCUUAUGCUAUUCAAGAUCUUCAAUUACUUUUACCAUUUGUUUCAAAUCAAUGGGCAAAAUUGUCAAGUAGUUAUUUAGCGAAAAAGUUACUCAACAUUCAAAUUAAUGAUUUGUCUGAUGAAAUCGAUCAAGAUAAUUCAUUCGGACACUUAUUUUAUGAACGCCUCGUUCAACUGUUAACCAAAGAUUCAAUUAAUUUUGAUAUUUAUAUGAAAUUAAUACCAAGAGAUAAUUCAGGAACAAUUGCUUUUGAUGAACCAAAUCUUUAUAUACUUUAUGGACAACAAGGUGAAGCAUCCUUAUUUGGUGUUCGAGGAUUCGUUGUAUUAAUUAAUGGCGGAUUCAGUCGUAUUCCUUCGUAUUGGAAUUUAAUUCGAGGAUUACAAAAUAUUGACGCAUGCAUUUUAACACAUUUCGAUUAUAAUGUAUUACCUGGCUUACAAACAAUCCUUCAUCGAAAAGUAAUUUCAGAAUUCAAUGACAAUCAAUCGUGCAAGCCAGAUAUUGGUACUAUGUUUCUUAAUCAUAUUCAACGAACAAAAAUACAAGCAAUAAAUGGUUCAAAGGCAUCAUCGAAUAGUAAACUCUUAAUUCAUUUGCCAGACAAUAUUAAUCAAUUUUCAAAUGAUAUUAAAAAAUUAAAUAUAGACACAUUGGAUUUAGUUCUACAUUCAACAGCAUCGAAAACAACUAUUGAACCAAUAAAUCUCUUUAAAAAAAUUGCAUUCGGCUCACUUGAUAUGUAUGUCUUGCAUCCAGUUGCAUCGACGACUGAAUAUGAAAAGACUCUUACAGCUUUGCAAAAGAUUUCAAUUCGUGAUCGAGAACCAUCAUCUUCAAUAAUUCCAUUACAUCAUUGGUAUUCUUCAUGUCUAUUACUUGUUUGGACACCAAGCUCUAAAUCGGGCAAAGAUACUUUAGUACGCAUUUUAUAUACAGGUGCUUGUCCGCAAACACUUGUCUUUGAAGCAUUGAAUAGAGUUCGGCAUCUUGAAAUUUUACAUGUAUCUGAACAGCAGCAAAAGUCUCAAAAGAGCAAUACGAAAAUAACAUCGCCUGUUGACAAAAAUAACGCAGACGUUAAAAUUUCUCCACAGAAACCUAAGACUUCUCAUCCGGUUACUAAUCGAGUAGUACCAUCAACAGUUAAAAGUAGGGUACCAAACGUUUUACCACAAUCUACUAAUUCUAAGCCAAAAGUAUCACAAACGAAUGUGAUCAAAUCUGAAAAAUCUCGAUCAGCACCAAUGGGAAAAAAGACAACUCCUCCAACUUCGCAUAUUCGUGCUCAAUCAAAUGGUAGAGAUAAAAAGAUACAAAAACCUCUGGCAACAACCUCGAAAAUCUCUGCUACAGAAAACGAAACAAAAAGUCAUGUACAAAAACUAGACGUUCAAGGUAACCAGCAAGAAAAAUUAGAAAUUCAUAACGAACAUCAAGAAGUAUUGGGUGGUCAAAAUGAACAUCAAGAAGUAUUGGGUGGUCAAAAUGAACAUCAAGAAGUAUUGGGUGGUCAAAAUGAACAUCAAGAAGUAUUAGAUGGUCAAAAUGAACAUCAUGAAGGAUCAAAUGACCAAAAAGAGCAUCAAGAAAACUUAGAAGCUGAAAAUAAUGAACGGGAACAAUCGAAUGAAGUCGAUGAAAAUUCCUCUUUUCGAAAUCACAUAGAGGAACUGCGAAAGGAAGAAAAUGAACCGGAAAUGCCACCAGACGAAUUCGACAAAAACAAUCAAACAUCAAUAGACGAUCAUGAAGAUAAAAUUCGACGUCCACAAUUUGUACCGUUAACAGAUGACCUUGAUGAACCAUUAGUUGAGAGUCACACUGAAUCGCCGAUGGUUGAAAUUCAAUCUGAAUUAGUUUCGGACGAUCCGAUGACAACAGGUUUUAUUGAUGGAACAUCCAAUACAAAAAAUCCGUUUAUUAGUGAAGAAAAUGAUAAUCACAAUGCUCUUAACAACGAUGACGAAGUAGAAAUAAUGCAUCAUGAUAUAUCAAGCACAGAUAAACAUUCAAUACCCUCCACUGACGAUAUUAAUCCACAAGGUUUACCAGUUGAAAAUAAUGUUCAAUCAAUAAAGCCGACUAUUAAAAGGCUAAGCAAUUCAUCUAAUCGAACAAGUGAAACAUCGAAACCAACAAAUACUACUACACAAGCAUCGUUACGUAAGCCUAAGCAAACUUCGUUAUCGGAUUCAAUAUAUAAUGUUGAUGUUGCCUAUAUUCCAUUUCAUGGUGAUCAACACUAUGUUGAUGAUGAAUUUUUUCGUCGUGUACGUGCUCGCUAUUACGUUUUAAAUGCCGUACAAAUUAAUCAUCUCACACUGGAAUCAUUGAUUCAUGGAAAAGAACAAUGGGAAAACAAAGAACAUGUACCAGUUAGUCUUGUACCAACAUUUGAUGGCGAGCAAUUAAGACAAUUUUUCGUAAUGAAUAAAGAUCGACUAGCAGAACUAAAUAUAAAUAUUCUUCCAGCGUCAAUUCGUUGUAAUGUUCAAUAUGAUGAUGAAGCAUCACCAGCACAAAUCUUACGCUUUAGUUCAAUAUUUAAUAAUGAUGAACAAUAA